GUGUGUGUGUGUGUGUGUGUGUGUGUGUGUGUGUGUGUGUGUGUGUGUGUGUGUGUGUUCAUUCAGAGCAGCGGUCAGAGAAAGAAACGUCCAAACUGCAGUGGAGGAACCAACCAGACAGCAGGUGACGUGAUGUCGCUGUCCCAGAUCACGCCCACGCUGUUCCUCAGCGGCGCCGACGCCCCCCUCAACGCGGCCCUGAUGUCCCAGAAGCGCAUCACGCUGAUCGUCAACGCCACGCUGAGCCACGCCAGCCCCGCCUACCCGGGCGUGGAGUGCCUGCGGGUCCCGGUCUCCGACCUGCCCAGCGCCCGCCUCGGGGACCACUUCGACCGCGUGGCGGAGCGGAUCCACGGGAACCGCGGGGGGGGCACCCUGGUGCACUGCGCCGUGGGCAUGAGCCGCUCGCCGGCGCUGGUGAUGGCGUACCUGAUGCGGUACCGCGGCGUGACGCUGGGCCAGGCGCACCGCUGGGUCCAGGACCGCCGGCCCUGGGUGCGGCUCAACGCCGGCUUCUGGGAGCAGCUGCUGCAGUACGAGAGGAGGCUGUACGGCAGGAACAGCGUCAGGGUGGCGCCGGUGCAGGAGCCCCCCCCGCCCCCCCCGCGGCCGACGCCGGCCCCCCCCAGGUCGCCUCUGAUGUCACGGCCGCAGCCGAGGACGCCGGCGAACAGCCGCAGGAGAGGAACCAAACCCAGCGGAGCCAGGAGAUAA
This is a messenger RNA of Etheostoma cragini (Arkansas darter), 714 nucleotides long. RefSeq names its product dual specificity protein phosphatase 18. Gene Ontology annotation, molecular function: MAP kinase tyrosine/serine/threonine phosphatase activity. Bases 133 to 714 code for a protein of 193 amino acids. The record is from RefSeq and is a predicted model, not a curated record. NCBI's taxonomy places the organism in Eukaryota, Metazoa, Chordata, Actinopteri, Perciformes, Percidae. The transcript has 2 exons. Gene Ontology annotation, cellular component: cytoplasm. Gene Ontology annotation, biological process: protein dephosphorylation.